CCCGAAGCUUCCAAUACAGCAUUUAUGGUUGCCAUGGAUAUUAGUGGGCGUCUUGAAGUAGAGAGCCUGCUUGCCCGCCGUUCCUUCUUUUUGAUAGUUUAUAUAUAAUCUAGUGAAAGGAUUGGAAGCAUAUAGGAAGAAGUUUAUUAAUAUUGUGUCUUUAUUUUUUUUAGGAGUGAGGCGAUGGUGUUGGGUGUAGGAUUAUAGCGAGAUGUUAAACAACAAAGAAGUGAUGUAAAAAGACAUGGAGGCGGAGGAAAUAUGUGCUGCUGGUGCUUCUCGUAGACGUCUGUACCUGGCAACGUGACCUAUUAUUGAGCGAUUUCGGAUAUAGUGAAUGUUCGGAGUUCUUCCAGAUUACCCUCGGCGUUGUGGUAGGAAAGGAAACUUGUGAAGAUGGAAAUGGGUCCUCCAGAUGUGAUGGAGCGCAAAGGAGCGCUAACUUUGCGCUCCAACUGCUCCAGCUACGGGAGACCCACUUUUAUAUACCACUGGCACCACAAGAGAGAGGCUGAACCUAAGGAUUAUGACAUACAUGAAAUUCCUCUGGGACAUAAAAACUUAUGUCGUUCUACCUACUGGCGACUUGGAACCAUGGAUGAGAAAUGGAUCACCACAUAUCAAGAUUAUAUGACUCAACCCUAUAGACUUAAAGAAUAUAAGGAACUCGAUAUUCGAAAGCAGCUAUUGGAUGAAUAUAGUUUUGAAGAAGCUGUUAUUGGCAGGGAGACAGGGCUACCCGAAAAGGGUCUUGGAGCUGCAUUGCCAUGUCAUUCUCCAGAUCACUUUAAAAUGCUUCUGGAUACAACAUACCGAAUUGACUAUGUUCCACCAUAUGACUAUACACCAUAUGUUACACCUGAGGAAGGUGGAUAUUCUGUAGUGCACAGGAAAUGUCAUUCUCAGUUUACUGACACAGUAGAUUACAGAAGGCAUGGUAUCAACACAUGGCAAGAUGAGAGUGGAAUAUAUGCGAACGCAGAUCUAAGGCAAAAAGUAUUUCCUGUAACCAACCCUAUACCAACAAAUGUGCAUGAAGCUAAUUCUUAAGCACCAGUAAUUUUAUACCAAUAAAGUGCUUCUUUCUAUCUA
Molecule: messenger RNA, 1092 nt
Organism: Hemicordylus capensis (graceful crag lizard)
Lineage: Eukaryota; Metazoa; Chordata; Lepidosauria; Squamata; Cordylidae
Gene: CFAP95
Product: cilia and flagella associated protein 95
Exons: 6
Coding region: 397-1050 (217 amino acids)
Cellular component (GO): plasma membrane
Source: RefSeq, a predicted model, not a curated record